AUGGUGGAUGCUAAGCAAUUGAUGCUCAUGAAGCGAUUUUUGGAGAGCUAUCAAGAUAGAAUCAAAAUAUUUUUAAUUGAUUUACAAGAAUAGAUUCAUAUGUAAACUACUCUACUUCAAGUUACCUAAUAUAGGUAGCGAAACUAAAAUAGAAAUAAAAUUUAUUUAAGAAUUGAAAUCCAAUAUAUCUAUAGGAUUCAUUGCAAAUCAUGGAUUAAUUAAACUAAAGAAUUGUUCUUAUCUGUUAUUGGUUACAGAAGGCAACAUGAUAAGAUAACUAUUGCAAAGGACAAUAAUAUAAGUUGAAUAAAUAAGUUUCUUACCUUUGGUUCCGAAUGGAAGAUUAAAUGAGUAAUUCUAUUAACCUAUGUAUUGUAGUAUUCAUGCAGAUGAUUAGUCUUAUUUCUAAAUGCUAAAGUGUGUGUCUUCAACAAGAACAUUAUAUUUUAGUUAUGAGUAUGAUUUGUCUAAUCUCUUUGAUAAGGUAAUGGGUAAUUACUCUCAAUUUGGUACUUAACAAAAGACAAGUGAAGGACUCUACUAUUAUAAGAUUCCAAAUCCUAGAUUUGCAUACAAUUGGGAACAUAUCAAAUUUUUGAAUCAAUUUUAAAGUACAAAUCUACCAGCCUUACAAUAUUGGUAAACCAUAUACAUAAGAGGAUGUGUUUUGAUUAGAUAUUGCAAACUCAAUCAAUAGUCUGAUUGCUUUCUAAAUAUGAUGAGCAGAAGAGAGACUCUCAGUUCAGGAAGAAGAUUUAUGUAAAGAGGGUGUGAUUAAGAUGGGAAUUGCACUAAUUUUGCAGAAAAUGAAUAAAUAUUGAUACUCAAUAGAUCAGAGUCUAGAGAUAUAUAUUCGUUUGUUUAGACUAGAGGAUCUAUGUCAUUUAAUUGGUAAUAAUAACAAACAUUGAAUUGGGUACCCAAAACAUCAAUCAUAGGAGUAGUUAAAUAAAAGAGAUUUAGAUCAGAGCAUAAAAGGUAACUAUAACAAUUAUAAAUAAUUCUUAAUUUAAUUGAUAAAAAGGGCACAUAAAAAAUGUUAGGAGAAUAUUUUACAAGUAUGAUGAGCAGUGUUAAAACAGUAAAAUCUAAAUAUGUUUGGUUUGACUUUCAUCAUGAAUGUAGAAAUAUGAAGUAUGAGAAUCUCUCUAAAUUAUUAAUUGAAAUAAAGGAAGAUCUAAAAUAAUCAGGAUAUUUUCAUGCUGAAAUUGACAAAAUUAAUUAAAAUCUUCAUUUGCCAAUUCUUCUUUAAUGA
Molecule: messenger RNA, 1255 nt
Organism: Paramecium octaurelia
Lineage: Eukaryota; Ciliophora; Oligohymenophorea; Peniculida; Parameciidae
Source: the annotation of a GenBank genome assembly